Molecule: messenger RNA, 898 nt
Organism: Phalaenopsis equestris
Lineage: Eukaryota; Viridiplantae; Streptophyta; Magnoliopsida; Asparagales; Orchidaceae
Product: F-box/LRR-repeat protein 3-like
Exons: 1
Coding region: 11-898 (295 amino acids)
Biological process (GO): SCF-dependent proteasomal ubiquitin-dependent protein catabolic process
Cellular component (GO): SCF ubiquitin ligase complex
Molecular function (GO): protein binding
Source: RefSeq, a predicted model, not a curated record
UUCUAGAAUCAUGGAGAGAUUAGGCGACGAUGAGCUGGCGGCGGUGCUGAAGAGGGUUUCUCACCGGCGAGACCGCAAGGCGUGCUCUGAGGUAUGCAAGCAAUGGGCGAGAUUGGAGGGCUCUAUCCGUUCUUCUCUGCGUCUUCUGCUUCCCCAAUCACUCCCUUCUCUCUCGCGAAGGUUCACUAAUCUGAAAACCUUGGAGAUUAAUACCAGAAUUUCCGACAGGAACCUCCAAGCUGCCGCCGAGAUAUGCACUAAUCUCCAAACCCUUAACUUAAACUUCCGCAGAAACCGAUGCUUCUCCGAUGAAUUCGAGAGUUAUGGAUUCGAUUUUGAGGAUGUUACUGACAGUGGGCUCUGCGGCAUAUCAUUUGCUUGUCAGAAACUGAUAAAUUUUUCAAUGAGAUGGAGGAAAGGGAUUGGGGAUGUUGGAAUCGCUGCUCUUAUAUCACAUGCAAAGAAUUUAGUCUUUCUUGAUCUGUCAUGGUGCAGUGGGAUUAGUGAUACUGCGCUGGAAGCCGUGGCUUCACUGAGUUCCUUGAUGGAAGUAUAUCUUCGUGGAUGUUAUCUGAUAACUGAUCAUGGCUUGAAAUCUUUGGCCCACGGAUUGUCAGCCAAGACUAUGGAGGUUUUUGAUGUUUCUGAGUGCGAUCGGAUUACGGACCAUGGGGUCUCUUCCUUGCGGCUCAUGUCCUCUUUGCAGGAAUUGAGGCUGGCGGAAUGUGGCCCCUUAGUCACUGAUUUUGGAGGUGCUUGUAUUGCUGCUAUGACUAGCUUGAGGAGAUUGGACCUUUCUUGGCUGAUCAAUCUUUCGAAUUCUUCACUCAUUGUUGUAGCUCAGAACUUUCAGAAUCUGGUGGAGGUUAGAUUGAUAGGCUGUGAUCAGAUUACUUGA